ACCUCCCGAGCCUUGUGCCUGCGGGGUCCAGCCCCGGGCUGCAGCAGUGGGCGUCAGAGUUGUACGGCUCGAGCAGCGGCCCCUCCUUCAUCUCCUUCGGAGGCGUCGUCUUCUUCAACGGGCGUGCCUCCGGAAAUAGCGACCGCUUGCACUACACCGACGGCACGACGGUCGCCGAG
Symbiodinium sp. CCMP2456 is the source of this 179-nucleotide messenger RNA. The record is from the annotation of a GenBank genome assembly. NCBI's taxonomy places the organism in Eukaryota, Dinophyceae, Suessiales, Symbiodiniaceae.